AUGGCUGGCAUCCUUGAAAUCAAGGCCCGUAGGAGCGAUGCAGUUUCGGAGCAGCUUGGAGGCUGCCGUGCGUGGAUCGUCUUCUUGCACAGUAUGGUGGACAUCUACUCUCACACCUCGGUGCUUCUGCUUGCUUGGUUCACCAAUGCCUACAUAAUUCCGGUGUACCUGGCGCUCCUCUUUGCCAUGGUCACCCAAGUCUCAGACCUCACGCCAUGGCAGCUCGCCGAAGCUCCGCUACUCUGGCUCGCACCUCAUGGGGUUCGCGCAACAAGGGUGCGCUGCUUCCGGCUUGGCAGCCUGGCAUUGAGGGUCCUGGUAGUGGUGGCGUUGGUGACAGUGGUGGAGGGUAAUGAUCCCCCCAGCAUAGUGUCGCCCCGACGCCUCUUGCGAACGCCUCCCAGCCUGGCUGAAGACCGCCUGGAGCAGUCCUUUAUUUGGAAUGGCUUCUGCAAUCUCUACGCGGGGACUUGUUUCCUCAAUCAGCUGCCAGAGUGGCUGUGGACAGUUUCGAUCUUUCUGCUGCUCCUUGGCCCCAUGGCGGCGGUGGCGAUUGCCACACUGUUGGAGCUGCUCUCGUGCUGCUGCUGCAAUCAGGCCACGGUGAUUGACAAAGGGCAUAAGGUGAUGAAGCAAGAGGAAGUGAGAGAUGGGCCAGAAAGGGAAUUGAGAUUGAGUACCUCUGACGAGCCACAGGAGGGCAGCACCACCAGGGGUAAAGUUGUCUUCUUUGUGUCGACCCUUCUGCCUUUCUUCGUGGAUGUAGUGUCAGAUGUGAAUGGGGUCAUUCAGUACAUCCUCACCGGCAACUUCUUCUUUGCUUUGGCAUCAGUUGGCAUUUUCUUGAUGUCCCUUCGGCAGCAGAUCAGGCGUGGAGCUGCCAAAGGAUUCCUGACCGCUUCCAUGGAAUCGAUGCAUCGAGGCGAGGCCACGGACGACUUGGAGCUUCUGAUGCUUUCGGAGUUGUCUGUAGAGGCACCAUUGCAGCUCUUGCUUCAACUUUAUGCGUUCCCUUUUCUCAAGUCCAGUGAGUUCGCAGUGAUCUCUUUCCUGCUCUCCAUUUUCUUGAGCCUCACCUCGGUCGCUGGUGCGGCCUACACACUUGUAGAACUGGAUUUAAUCUCGACGAUUUUGGUGAGAGAAUACCAGGCUUUGUCCUGA
Messenger RNA from Durusdinium trenchii, 1161 nucleotides. The record is from the annotation of a GenBank genome assembly. NCBI's taxonomy places the organism in Eukaryota, Dinophyceae, Suessiales, Symbiodiniaceae.